AUGAGCGCUGAGAAUAGUAAUAGCAACAGCUCAGAUAAUUUGAGCGUUCCGGGCUCUAGCGGGGGAGCAGGGUCCAAGAAACCAAGAAACUUACAUAUUGCACAUAGACGUUCGCCAAGCGAGUUAACUACGCUUAUGGUAGAGCAAUAUAACCUCCAACGUCAAUUGGAAGCGGUUCAAUUGCAGCAGAAGCAGAUAUUGCAAGCGCAACAGAUGACACAACAGUAUAGUUAUCCGGCGAAAAAUAGCAACAACACUGGAGGAGGCAAUACGAACAAUAAUGCCUCAGAAUUGAUGCCUCCACCAUCCAACUACCGUUCACAUUCAAGAUCGUCUUCGAUAAAUUCGAAUAGUGGGGGUAGUGGCCAGGGCCACAGAAGAACUGGAUCAGCCUCGAACCAAAAUUUGGGUCACAACAGAAGACAUUCUUUGGGAUUGAAUGAAGCAAUCAAAGCUGCUGCUAACCAAAGACAAACAAAUAGAACAUCAUUGAGCCCUACCGGUGAUAAUUCUAGUUCUAGUCCAAAAUCUAGCGGUAGUCCUAACACCAACGACAGUAUUGGAUCGUUCAAAUUUCCUCCAAGUUCAGGCUCCGAGGGUGGCGAAAAUGAUUCUUCGUAUUCGGGUGGAUCUUCUGGAUCUACCCAUAAUAGAUCAAAGUCUUUAGCUUACGGUCAACAAUCAUUCAAAUUUCCUCCAGAAAAUAACUCAUUAUUGCCUCCAACUCCGAACUUUACGAUCAGUCAAAGUCCAGAGAGAGGACACCAAAGACGUGGUUCUCACUAUAGAUCUGGUUCUAGGAAUUUCGACCCAAAUGGUGCAGCCAAUAUGAAUACCAACUGGAGAUCUCAACAGCAGCAACAUCAGAGGCAACAAUCCUCUCAACUUGAGCCUCCGCAAGCCUCGUUUGUUCCGGGGCAUAGACCUCGUAAUAGUUCUUAUGGGGGUGGUUCGUCUAUUUCGUCAUUGUCUCAAUUUAUGCCUAAUAAUAAUGGGGCAAACGGAAAUGGAAGUGGACGUAAAUCUCUUUUUGCUCCUUACUUGCCACAAUCUUCAUUACCUGAAUUAAUCAGUGACGGUCGUUUAGUUACUGGUACUUUAAGAGUUAAUAAAAAGAAUAGAUCUGAUGCAUACGUCUCGACUGAUGGUCUAUUGGAUGCCGAUAUCUUUAUCUGUGGUUCAAAGGAUCGUAACCGUGCAUUAGAAGGUGAUUUAGUGGCUAUUGAAUUAUUGGUUGUCGAUGAAGUUUGGGAUUCCAAGAAGGAAAAGGAAGAAAAGAAGAGAAGAAAGGACAACACUUUAGGUAAGACACCAGCCACAUCAAUAUUAAACGAUGAUAUCCACAACGAUGCAACUUCGACAUCAGCUCCUACAACUAGUGGCGAAACAGAGGAUAAAUCUGAAACUGAUGGAGACUCUGGCUUGACCAGAAGAGGUUCAUUAAAACAAAGACCUACCAUGAAAAAGAAUGAUGACGUUGAAGUUGAAGGUCAAUCGUUACUUUUGGUUGAAGAAGAAGAAAUUAACGAUGAAGUCAAGCCAUUGUAUGCUGGUCAUGUUGUUGCAGUUGUUGAUCGUAUACCUGGUCAAUUAUUUGCUGGUACUUUAGGUUUAUUGAGACCAGCCCAAGCAGCACAAGCAGCCAAGGAUAAGAAGUACGGAAAGGAGCCAUCUAUCCAACAACCAAGGGCACCUAAGAUUGUCUGGUUUAAGCCCACAGACAAAAAAGUGCCUUUGAUUGCUAUUCCAACCGAACAAGCUCCUAAGGAUUUCGUGGAAAAUCACGAAAGGUACGCGGAUCAAUUAUUUGUUGCGUCGAUCAAGAGAUGGCCUAUUACCUCUUUGCAUCCAUUUGGUACAUUGAUAAGCAAAUUAGCUAAGAUUGAUGAUCCUGAAACGGAAAUCAAUUCUAUUUUAAGAGAUAAUAAUUUCUUAUGUGAUGAAUACCCUGAGGAUGAUGUUAGUGGAGUUAUAAGCUCUUACAUCAAUGAUUUCCCAAGUAUUGAAUCUGAAUUAAAUAACAUCAACAGAACAGAGUACUUGAAUGAUUAUAUUAUAUCAUUUUCUCAAAAUGGAGAAUUCGUUGAUCAUGCGUUGCAUGUCAAGAGACUUUCAGAUUCUAAGAUUGAAUUAGGAUUCCAUGCAGCUGAUAUUGCCUUCUUUAUCAAACCUGGUUCCUUAUUAGAUAGAAAGGCAAAGAAGAGAUCAUCGUCCGUAUUUUUACCUCAGAAAAUAACUCAUUUGUUCCCACAGCAAGUCAAUGAUUUAAUUUCCUUCAAGGAAAACGAAAGAAAUUUAGCGCUUUCAGUUAUUUUUGAAAUUGAUACAAAUAACUUUGAAGUUGAAGAUCUUUACAUUCAUGAAUCUAUUAUAGUGCCUAAGCAAAUUGUCAAGUAUGAGUCUUUUGAUCAAAUUUUAGACGGUAAGCAGGUUACUAAUAUAUCAUCUGCAACGUCAGACUAUAUUAAGACUUUUGGCUUGAUUGCAAAAGAGUUCCGUCGUCAAAGAUUAAAUGACAAGGACCUAGGCAUUACUCCAAACUUGACUUUAUUGGAUCAAUUAGAUGAUGAAAAGGUUAACUUACAUUUGAAUAUUUUCAAAGAUAGUCUUUCUUUUGACAUUAUAAAUGAAAUUUCACAUAAGGUGAAUAAUGCUAUUGCGGCAAAGAUCCAUGCAAGCCUAGGAGACCAGGCUUUAUUGCGUCGUCACUCAUUACCAACUUUACAAAAAAUGGAAACCUUUGUAAGAAGGGCAACUAACUUAGGAUUCAAGAUUGACACAACUAACUCGUCGACUUUGCAAAAGUCUAUCUUGAAAAUUCAAGAUCCUGUUAAAAGACAAUGCGUUGAAAUUUUAUUGUACAAGUGCAUGUCAAGAGGAAAGUAUUAUGUUGCGGGAAAGCAAGAUCCUGACAGCUAUAGCCAUUAUUAUUUCAAUAUUCCAUUAUACACUCAUUUUACUGCUCCAUUGAGAAGAUAUGCAGACUUGAUUGUUCACAGACAAUUAAAGAAUGUACUUAAUAAAACAGAAGAAGAUAGAUCGGUAGAUUUGGAUGCAUUAAAGGCAACAGCUGAUUACUGUAACUUCAAGAAAGACUGCGCAGCUAAUGCGCAAGAACAAGCAAUUCACUUAUUAUUAUCCCAAACUAUUAAUGAAAUUAGUGAAAGUGCUGGCCAAUUAUUGUGCAUGGGUACAGUCAUUCAAGUUUAUGAAUCAUCUUUUGAUGUGUUUAUUCCAGAAUUUGGUGUUGAAAAGAGAGUUCAUGGUGAUCAGUUGCCAUUAGUGAAGGCAGAGUUCGAUAAAUCAUCCAGACUCUUAGAACUUUACUGGGAAAAGGGAGUAGAUUCGGCUACAUAUAUUCCUCCUGAUGAACAGUCUUCCUUAUCGUAUAGGUCAUCAAUCAAGAACAAAUACAGAACUUCAUCAUUGCAAGCAGCAAAGAUGCAGAGCAAGACAUUAUUGGAAAAGAAUAACGUAAUGUCGGACUCAAUUGUUCAGAAGUUAUCCAAAUUGAACUUGGAAGUUCCAAAUAUAACCAUUCCUUCGAUCAAUAAAUUCGAUCUAGAAUCCAAGGAUUUGAAUACAAGAUCAAUGCCAUCGUCUCCAACUAGGUCGUCGUCUUUCCCAAGGAAUGUCAGAACUAAUUCAUCGUCGUUGAUUAAAUCAGACUCUGCUAACGGAGCGAGUGAUAUCGACGCAUUAAGUGGCUUGAAGCCAUACUUGCAGGACCUUAUUACCAGAGUUGACAAUGGUUCAUAUAUUCAAGAGAUCAGGGAGUUAACACAAGUGCCAAUCCUAAUUAGGGCUGAAAUAGGUAUGGCAUUACCUUGUUUGACUGUACGUGCUUUGAAUCCAUUCUGUGAGUAA
Molecule: messenger RNA, 3867 nt
Organism: Debaryomyces fabryi
Lineage: Eukaryota; Fungi; Ascomycota; Pichiomycetes; Serinales; Debaryomycetaceae
Gene: SSD1
Product: mRNA-binding translational repressor
Exons: 1
Coding region: 1-3867 (1288 amino acids)
Biological process (GO): mRNA catabolic process
Cellular component (GO): P-body; exosome (RNase complex)
Molecular function (GO): 3'-5'-RNA exonuclease activity; RNA binding
Source: RefSeq, a predicted model, not a curated record